This is a messenger RNA of Saccharomyces paradoxus, 1374 nucleotides long. It is a transcript of the gene KGD2, whose product is annotated as dihydrolipoyl transsuccinylase. NCBI's taxonomy places the organism in Eukaryota, Fungi, Ascomycota, Saccharomycetes, Saccharomycetales, Saccharomycetaceae. Gene Ontology annotation, biological process: tricarboxylic acid cycle. Gene Ontology annotation, molecular function: dihydrolipoyllysine-residue succinyltransferase activity. Gene Ontology annotation, cellular component: oxoglutarate dehydrogenase complex. Bases 1 to 1374 code for a protein of 457 amino acids. The record is from RefSeq and is a predicted model, not a curated record. The transcript has a single exon.
AUGCUUUCCAGAGCGACACGUACUGCAGCUGCCAAGUCUUUAGUGAAAUCUAGAGUGGCUAGAAGUGUCAUGGCUGCAUCCUUUAUCAAGAGACAUGCCUCUACAAGUUUAUUUAAACAAGCCAAUAGAGCCGAAUCUUUGGGUUCGAUAUAUUUAUCUGGUAAGAAAACUAAGUUUGUCGCAAAUCCGUUCCCCAUAACUGGCAAUCGUUUCAAAUCUACCUCUAUUGAAGUUCCCCCCAUGGCAGAGUCCCUAACUGAGGGUUCUUUAAAGGAAUAUACUAAAAAUGUAGGUGAUUUUAUCAAGGAGGAUGAGUUGUUGGCAACUAUUGAGACCGAUAAAAUUGAUAUUGAAGUCAAUUCGCCAGUAUCGGGUACGAUUACGAAGCUAAAUUUCAAACCAGAAGACACCGUCACUGUUGGUGAGGAAUUGGCUCAGGUUGAGCCUGGUGAAACUCCUGCCGAAGGUUCUCCUGAGUCUAAGCCAAAGCCUACGGAACAAGUGGAACCAUUACAAGAUGUUGCUCCAGAAAAAGCUUCGAAGCAGGAAACAGUUUUAAAGGAAGAAGCUACUCCAAAGAAGGAAGCUGCUCAACCAAAAAAAGCCGAUGAACCAAAGAAGACCGCUCCUAGGGCGAAGGAAACUCCUGUAGCUUCCGACUCCUUUACACCAUUCCCACGUACAGAAACUAGAGUCAAAAUGAAUCGUAUGAGAUUGAGAAUUGCCGAAAGAUUAAAGGAGUCUCAAAAUACUGCUGCUUCUCUAACCACAUUCAACGAAGUUGACAUGUCAGCUUUAAUGGAAAUGAGGAAAUUAUAUAAAGAUGAAAUUAUUAAGAAGACCGGUACUAAAUUCGGAUUCAUGGGUCUUUUCUCCAAAGCAUGUACCCUAGCUGCCAAGGAUAUCCCAGCCGUCAAUGGUGCGAUUGAAGGUGACCAGAUUGUUUAUCGCGAUUACACAGAUAUUUCUGUUGCUGUGGCCACUCCAAAGGGAUUGGUUACCCCCGUCGUUCGUAAUGCAGAGUCAUUAAGCGUUUUGGAUAUUGAGAACGAAAUUGUUCGCUUGAGUCAUAAAGCUCGUGAUGGUAAAUUAACUCUGGAGGAUAUGACGGGCGGCACUUUCACCAUAUCUAAUGGUGGUGUUUUCGGUUCUUUGUAUGGUACUCCUAUCAUCAAUUCACCACAAACUGCCGUUUUAGGCUUGCAUGGUGUCAAGGAGAGACCCGUCACGGUUAAUGGACAAAUUGUUUCAAGACCAAUGAUGUACCUAGCUUUAACUUAUGAUCAUAGAUUGCUAGACGGUAGAGAAGCUGUUACUUUCUUGAAGACUGUUAAAGAGUUGAUUGAAGAUCCUAGAAAGAUGUUGUUAUGGUGA